AUGACGGGGCCGGACCUGUGCAAGAACUGCCACCACCUGAUUGCGCGCCAUGAGUACACCUUCAGCGUGGUGGAUGACUACCAGGAGUACACCAUGCUGUGCCUGCUCUGCGGCCGAGCCGAGGACUCCAUCAGCAUCCUGCCCGACGACCCGCGCCAGAUGACCCCGCUCUUCUGA
Molecule: messenger RNA, 177 nt
Organism: Charadrius vociferus (killdeer)
Lineage: Eukaryota; Metazoa; Chordata; Aves; Charadriiformes; Charadriidae
Gene: CHURC1
Product: churchill domain containing 1
Exons: 3
Coding region: 1-177 (58 amino acids)
Biological process (GO): positive regulation of DNA-templated transcription; fibroblast growth factor receptor signaling pathway; multicellular organism development
Molecular function (GO): zinc ion binding
Source: RefSeq, a predicted model, not a curated record